AUGAAAGCGUUUCGAUUUCUCAGCAAAGGCACCCGAUAUGACCAGCUGGAGCAGGCCAAGGACGGCGAUCUCGAAAGUCCAGUUCCGCCUCAUCGAACAAUCUUCUCAUCUCCUUUCGGACUCGCUCUUCACGCCUUACUAGCGGUUUUCUGGGUGUCUGCUUCAUGGUAUCUCAUGUACAGAGACAUCUGCCGGCCGGGCUUACACGCCCUCGAGUUUGACACCCAGACUGAUAGCACAGGCCCUGUUGCAAGUUCCAUCGAAUAUGAGAAUAUUGUCUUUGAAAUGAGUGGGAUGGGCACAAGAGACCACCCCGUCACCGAAUACGAGGGACCUCCAACGCCAGAAAAUAACAUCAAGUGGUUUGAACUAUUGGAUGCCGGUAUUAUCGCUCUCGAUGACACCAUGUACCAAGCACUAGGACAAAAAACAGAGCCCUCAUCUGACACAGAUAGCACGCCGUUGAUUCAACUCGAAGUAUUCCACCAGCUUCACUGCCUGAACUCGCUACGUCGGUUGAUCUAUAACACGUCAACAUUUACCAAGGGCGUCAAUGCGGAGAUGCAUAUGGAUCACUGCAUCGACUAUCUCAGACAGAGCAUUAUGUGCCACAGCGACGUAACGCCAUUGGUACACAUCCCCCGUCCCGGUGGCUCACGAAAUAAUGGCACCGCCUGGAUCCCUAACUUCGCUGUCAAACAUACCUGUCGUAACUUUUGGAAGAUACACGAGUGGGCAGCACAGUAUAACACCUCUGGGUGGACGAUCGAAGGGUAUCCCAACCAGGGACUGGCUCUGGCGGAGUAG
This is a messenger RNA of Penicillium hordei, 807 nucleotides long. RefSeq names its product oxidase ustYa family protein. The record is from RefSeq and is a predicted model, not a curated record. Lineage: Eukaryota; Fungi; Ascomycota; Eurotiomycetes; Eurotiales; Aspergillaceae. The coding region runs from base 1 to 807 and encodes 268 amino acids. The transcript is spliced from 5 exons. Gene Ontology annotation, biological process: mycotoxin biosynthetic process.